GGGAAAAAUGGCUACACAAUUCAGUUCAUCUUUAAGGGAACUUCUGUUAUGAUCGCCACAAAUGAAUAAGUGUUAUCGCUGUAGCCUAUAUAGCUAGGGAAAUAACACAUCUGCAACAUUCAAUUGUGAAUGUCGAGGGUCGUAACAUCAGCGAUCUUUCGGUUCGUGAGAGAGUCAACCUUUACGAACACUUCAGGUUAUGGAGGAUAAUGUUAGCCUACCGUUAUAUAUUUGAUUUUAGUGUAUGCAAACAAACAGGCAUACUGUUUGGAUAAACGGUUAAAAACCUAAUCUUGGUGUGUGAAGACGGAUGACAGUCGCCUUUACUCGUGGAAAUCGAUUGACUGUUCGCGUGAUUAGUUUAUGAUGUGUUGUAGCGUGUGAUACAUUGUAGCCUACUUCGAGGUUACAUUGUUACAUUUAAUUGUUGGACGUUUCUUUGUAUCUGUGGCAUUAAGGUCUCUCACUGAAAAAACUCCGUUCGUGCAGGUGUUUUUGUCAUUGGUAGCGUGAAUUGUAGUAAAGAACAUGAAUACAGAAAAGGACUUUUCGCCUUUGACCCCAAACAUAGUACGAGCUCUAAAUGAUAAAUUGUACGAGAAGAGGAAAGUUGCCGCACUAGAAAUUGAGAAACUUGUACGUGAAUUUGUGGCUCAAAAUAACUCCACUCAAAUCAGGCAUGUUAUUCAAAUCCUGGCAUCAGAGUUUGCCCUCUCCCAACACCCCCACAGUCGCAAAGGUGGGCUUAUUGGCUUGGCAGCUUGUUCGAUUGCUCUUGGCAAGGAUUCUGGCCUGUAUCUGAAAGAGCUUAUUGAACCUGUGCUUACCUGCUUCAAUGACUCUGAUAGCCGAUUGCGAUACUAUGCUUGUGAGGCCCUAUACAAUAUCGUGAAGGUGGCCAGAGGAGCGGUGUUGCCUCAUUUCAAUGUGCUUUUUGACGGGCUUAGUAAGCUUGCAGCAGAUCCUGAUCCUAAUGUGAAAAGUGGCUCUGAGCUCCUUGAUAGACUGUUAAAGGACAUCGUCACAGAAAGUAACAAAUUUGACCUGGUGGCAUUCGUCCCAUUGCUACGUGAGCGGAUCUAUUCCAACAACCAAUAUGCUCGGCAGUUUAUCAUCUCCUGGAUUUUGGUGUUGGAAUCCGUCCCUGACAUCAACCUCAUAGACUACCUGCCAGAGAUCCUGGAUGGGCUCUUUCAGAUUUUGGGAGACAGUAGCAAGGAAAUUAGACGGACGUGUGAAGUGGUCUUGGGGGAGUUUCUCAAGGAGAUCAAAAAGACCCCAUCUAGUGUGAAGUUUGCUGAGAUGGCUAACAUUCUGGUCAUCCACUGCCAGGUGUCAGAUGAGUCAAAGCUCACAAAUGACUUAAUCCAGCUGACAGCCAUGACGUGGAUGAGGGAGUUCAUUCAGUUGGCUGGUCGUGUGAUGCUGCCUUACUCCUCAGGAAUCCUGACCGCUGUGCUGCCUGGUCUCUCCUAUGAUGACCGCAAGAAAAGCACUAAAGAAGCAGCCAGUGCAUGUAAUCAUAGUCUAAUGAAACUCGUCACCCCUGAGGAUGAUGAAGAGGAAGAGGACACGCGGUCACAAACAUCCCCACCCCAAGAGGACAGCCCGCCCAAGUCCCAAGAAGAUCUCAAUGACUCACUCAAUGCCUCUCAGGAGUCCAUCGGUCUUAGCAAAAUUAGCUUCUUCACCCCAGCAAGUUUAGACAGGGCGCAGGUUACUCUGGACCUGGAUGGAAUAGUUCAGGUGUUGGAUCGGCAUCUGCAUGACUCCUCCACUGGUAUGAUGACUCGGAUUGCUGUGCUCAAGUGGUUGUACCAUCUCUACAUAAAAACACCACGGAAGAUGUUCAGACACACGGAUAGUUUGUUCCCAAUGCUGUUGAAGACUCUUUCUGAUGAAUCUGAUGAGGUGAUCCUGAAAGAUUUGGAAGUGCUUGCUGAGAUUGCAUCAUCGCCGGCUGGACAGACGUACAACUCCGGGAUGUGUGACGGUUCUGACAGCAAAAGCGAACUCCAGGUUCCUGAGCCCAGUAUUGGCCAGCAGCUGGUUGUUGGAUCCAAAAUGGCUGAUUCCUCCCCCUCCACCCCCAGCAUGAACUCCUACUUCUACAAAUUCAUGAUAAACUUGCUGAAGCGCUUCAGUCUGGAGAGGAAGCUGUUGGAGACCAGGGGGGCCUUCAUCAUCAGACAGCUCUGUCUGCUUCUGCAUGCAGAGAACAUCUUUCACUCCAUGGCAGAUAUCUUGCUGAAGGAGGAGGACCUCAAAUUUGCCUCAACCAUGGUGCAGACACUCAACACCAUCUUGCUCACGUCAGCCGAGCUGUUCCAGCUGCGCAACCAGCUCAAAGACUUGCGCACUCAGGAGAGUUGCGCUCUCUUUUGCUGUCUGUACCGAUCCUGGUGCCACAAUCCCGUGGCCACAGUGUCCCUCUGCUUCCUGACACAGAAUUACCGUCAUGCCUAUGAGCUCAUCCAGAAGUUUGGGGACCUGGAGGUGACUGUAGAUUUCCUCAUGGAAGUGGACAAAUUGGUGCAACUUAUUGAGAGUCCCAUCUUUACCUACUUGCGUUUGCAGCUUCUGGAUGUGGAAAACAACCCUUACCUAAUCAAAGCUCUGUAUGGGCUUCUGAUGCUGCUGCCUCAAAGCCAGGCCUUUCAGCUGCUGUCUCAUCGACUGCGUUGCGUACCAAACCCAGAACUCAUGAGGACCGUGGAUGAUUCAAAGUCUUGCAACAUCAAACGUCCCAAUCAGACUCAUGUGGACUACACGGAGCUGCUGCAGCACUUUGACCGCGUCCAGAGCAAACACCUGGAGGUGAGGCACCAGCGUACGGGACGAGCAGAGCACACCGAUAGGAAGCUAGCGCUCUGAGAGCUAGCGCGCCGUUGGGAGUACAGUGUUUCAAGUAUUACAUGAACAUUAACUGAUGUUGGACCUCUAGCGGGAACUUUUUAUCACUUGGAUGUACUGGAUGUACUGUACUGUUAUUUUUCAAGUGCUUUAUGUUAAGAUAAGAUGAUUCGUUUUUUCUUGUUUGUUUGUGAAAUGUAUAUGCCAUCCUUUCUUCUGCAGUCUUUGACCAGUGAUUGGAAUGUUUUCAAAUCAUUGUAUUGUAGUUAUUUCAAACCAGUGCCGGCUGAGAUGCUAAAAGACUAGCCAUGAGUGAGUCCUUCACUAGGAAGCUUUCAUUGUCAGGGUAGUAUGCAAGCAGUGUCCGAUUACACAGCUAAAUGCUUUCAGCAGCUUGGUAGUUUUGUUGGCAUUGCUUUUCUUAUACCUCACAUCUCACAUAAAAAGACCAGCACUCUUUGAUUUCUGAUGCCAAGCAUCAACUCUGCAUUGUUGAAUACCUUACUGUCUCUUCAGUCUUGAUUCACCUUGGUGAAGAUGCAUCUCUAUUCAUGACUACUACAUUCCUUACCUUCACAUCUUUUCACGCUAACAUACAGUAUGCUACUCUGACCUGAUAUGAUCACCAAUCUAAUUGUAAACAACAAAUGUAAGUGUUGUCUAAAUUAUCAUUAAAGAAAUGAGGACCACAAUAAAUAAUAGUAAUCGCUAAAUAAACUGGUAUUUAAGAUGACAUGAAUCAUCCUCCUAAUCCCCUCUUCCAUGUUGCUCUUUCAUGAACAAUUAAUCACUGACUGGGUGUUCCCUUUGGGGGGUUAGGGUACAUAUUAUACGCUUUUAUUUUCAGGUCUGUUGUUUUUUUUGUUUAACAAUUGUAUUCAGAACUUUUCUAAAUCAGAAAUAGUGAAUUUUAGGAUAUUUUAGGACUGUACUUUACUACUUGUACUGUACUUCAAUGUGUAGAGGCAUUAGAGAGAGUAUACUAUUGAGGUGUAACAUUCUGGAUAUUGAUUCCCCAUCACCCUACAUAGAGCAAUUAAGCAGCUAAUUUUGUCAUUAGGCUUAGGCCUACAAAAGCUGAAGAUAAUUCUAAAAUUGGCUUGCAGUUUGUGAAAUACUUUACACUAAUACAUUUGUCAGCAAUUACAAUUGACACUGAUUUCAUAUGUUGACAUCAUAUAGUAGUAUACAGUGGCCAAUUAAAUUCCCUUUGCCCAUUUUGUCUUGUUAAAGAAAUAAUGUAUUUGUAAGUGAUAAUAUUAUAAAUCUACCCAUUUGUUUUACUACAUUUUAAGGAUGUAUUGUUCAAGUAAUGCCAUCUGAGUAACGCUUGAAUGGAGGGCAUUAGUUGAAAGACUCCAAUCUUUCCCAAAUCUUGUCUUCUGAUGUUUGGGUAGCUGAAAGAUGUGCUCUCCAGUAUAAAAAGGUCAGUAGCAAAACAAAAAUGUAUAAAUCAAAUCAAAUCAAAUCAUAGGCUCAUUGGCCGUGUAUACAUGCGUAUGAGGAAUUUGGUCUCUGCAUUUAUCCCAUCCAUUGAUUAGUGAACACACAGUGAGGUGAACACACUAGCAAUAUACUCAGUUUAUAUACGUUCUGCUAUUAUGGACUUUUCCUUGGUGGCAGCAGUGGGGACUACAACCACAGGCCUAACUAUCUAUUACUAUCUUACUAUCUAACACAACAUAACUCUGCUUUUAGGCAAUGCUUCAACAUCAACAUUACCUAACACACUGGUUUAAGCAAAACUGGUCAUUAUUAUUCUGAACAACGGCACACUGGGGUUACUCACUGGGGCAUGAUCAAGGAACAAGGACCUUGGCCAGCCAAUCUGGACCCACAAUUUCAGUUUAUUCAGCUUCAGCUACAGCUGUGGGAUCUGUUGUUUACGGACACUUCUUAAGGUUUACGUUUUACCAGUCAC
Molecule: messenger RNA, 4774 nt
Organism: Sardina pilchardus (European sardine)
Lineage: Eukaryota; Metazoa; Chordata; Actinopteri; Clupeiformes; Clupeidae
Gene: vac14
Product: vac14 homolog (S. cerevisiae)
Exons: 19
Coding region: 529-2874 (781 amino acids)
Biological process (GO): phosphatidylinositol biosynthetic process
Cellular component (GO): endosome membrane; PAS complex
Source: RefSeq, a predicted model, not a curated record